Dromaius novaehollandiae (emu) is the source of this 7712-nucleotide messenger RNA. It is a transcript of the gene FGF14, whose product is annotated as fibroblast growth factor 14. The coding region runs from base 451 to 1209 and encodes 252 amino acids. Gene Ontology annotation, molecular function: sodium channel regulator activity; growth factor activity. Gene Ontology annotation, cellular component: cytoplasm; nucleus. The transcript is spliced from 5 exons. Gene Ontology annotation, biological process: regulation of voltage-gated sodium channel activity. Lineage: Eukaryota; Metazoa; Chordata; Aves; Casuariiformes; Dromaiidae. The record is from RefSeq and is a predicted model, not a curated record.
GGGUCCGCGCCCGCGGCCGGCAGCGGUCUCUGCGCCUCAGCCGCGCUUCGCCGGGGUGCUGGUGGUGCGCUCUGCCGCCUCGGGGCUGCACAAUGGCAGUCGUGCAGUAGGAUGGAUCCUGCCGUGGCUUUUGUUCUGCAGAUCCACCCAUCCUCCUAGCAGCCAAGCGCCAGGCUAUGGUUGUCUCUUUGGGGAUCGUCGGUGUUCUGCCGGUGUCUCUGGUGAGGUUUUGGCCUCGGCUGGGAUUUCGCUGUCGUACUUUUCGUUUAGCUGCGUGCUGAAAAAGGGAUUUUUUUUCCUCUCUCCACGCUUUUGGUUAUAAUCCAGUGUUGAUCUAGGGGGAAUAACCAUUCAGCCUGGCUGAAAAAAGCAUCCAUUGAAAAGUCUCAAAGAAAUAUACCACGUGAGAAAAAAAAACUGGGAGAAGAUCGGAAUAUAACCAUUUUUUCUAUGAUAAAACUGGUGCCCCUCUUCAGGAGAACUGGUGUCAAUUUAUUAUUAUGCAACCACAAGGAUCUCUUCUUUCUCAGGGUGUAUAAGCUGCUGGAUUGCUUUUCGCCCAAAUCAAUGUGGUUUCUUUGGAACAUUUUCAGCAAAGGAUCGCAUAUGCUGCAGUGUCUUUGUGGCAAGAGUCUUAAGAAAAACAAGAACCAAACUGAUCCCCAGCUCAAGGGUAUAGUGACCAGGUUAUAUUGCAGGCAAGGCUACUACUUGCAAAUGCACCCCGAUGGAACUCUCGAUGGAACCAAGGAUGACAGCAGUAAUUCUACAUUAUUCAACCUUAUACCAGUGGGACUUCGAGUUGUUGCUAUCCAGGGUGUAAAGACUGGGUUGUAUAUAGCCCUAAAUGGAGAAGGUUUCCUCUACACAUCAGAACUUUUUACACCAGAGUGCAAAUUUAAGGAGUCUGUUUUUGAAAAUUAUUAUGUAAUCUACUCAUCCAUGCUCUAUAGACAACAGGAAUCUGGUAGGGCCUGGUUCUUGGGGCUGAACAAGGAAGGGCAGGUCAUGAAAGGAAACAGAGUGAAGAAAACAAAACCAGCAGCUCAUUUUCUACCCAAGCCAUUGGAAGUUGCCAUGUAUCGAGAACCAUCUUUGCAUGAUAUUGGAGAAACAGUGCCAAAGGCUGGGGUGACUCCAAGUAAAAGCACAAGUGCAUCUGCAAUAAUGAAUGGCGGUAAACCAGUUAACAAGAGUAAGACCACAUAGCCAGAUCCUCACAGGUGUUGUGACUUACUGAGUCCUGAGUACAGUUGAGCGAUUUAUCCUUGCCAGACUUUCCCUCUGCAGUGUCCGUGGAUCAGCUUGAGGCAAGUGAAAUACUUGCUUGUUGCUGUUUCUGAACUAAGUCGUUGCAAGCAGAUAAAUCUCAACAUGUAGCUCCUCCCACAACAAGAAGACACCUGGAUAAACCAGCUGAACUCAGACCGCGGAAUGCCCUACCAGAUAUUGGAAUGCCUUUUUAAUAUCUUUUCUGUGACUGUGACACUUCAUGUGAAUGACAUACUUCACAAGUACACUUGAUACCUUGCCUGCUGACAAUUGCCGAUAAUCCCUUUUUGAGUCCAGUUUCAGCAAAAUCCAUGUGUUUAAGUUCUAUUUUGUAGCACACAAAUAAUCAAGUAAUUUCUAGUUAGAUGCUGUAAACCUGUGCUAUUAUGGAUUUCUCUUCUUCCCUUUUUUAUAAGGCUGCUCGCUCCACUGUCUGUGAUCUUUUGCAGGGAUUGUGUUUCUCUAUAACUUAAGUGUUGCCAGUGGCUUAGUUUUGAAAGCAAUCAGGGAAUCAGGAAGCCUUCAAAAAUCUAUUAUUGCAAAUUAUAUCUAUAAAGAAUAGGAUGUUGUCUCUGGCUUACAAUAUUGGCUAAAUGUGAAUACUCUUAGUAACAGAUACUGUGCUCCUGAGGUUGGCAUCAGAGUGGAGGGAAGACUGUCAAACACACCGCACGAUAGAAAGUUUUCUGAAAAGAGUGUUUGACAUCCCCCUAUAGUUUCUUUUUGUGUGUGUGUUUUAUACAUAUCACAGGCUUACUGGUAAUGGUAACAUUUGCCUUGCCCAGCGAGCAAGACCCACUCAUUUUUGGGAAAGUGGGUCAAAAGAACUCUGUAGGCCUUGUAGGCCUGAAUUAAGGCUCAUUUUUCAUCUACUAAAUCCUCAUUAUUUGAAAAACAACCACCACCAAUAAAAAAAAGGUAAGACUAACCAGAACUGCGCUACCUAAGUCCAUUUCAAAUAUAAUCCUUUCCUGUUUUUAAGGAACUGAACUUAAUGCCAUUGUUAUUUUUGGCUGAAUUCCACACACACUUAGCAAAGCAUGGGCAAGGAUGUUGUUGUGUUCUUUUUUGCAGCACCAGUGCAAAGGGUAGUUACAAAUUAUAGUUUAAUAUUUCUGGUGUUUUAAAACACGUUUUAAAACUGGACAUAUUACAAAACUUUAUUUUUAAUUUUAGCUCAGCAUGCAAAGUCCAGUCCUAUGUAUCUCAUCGAUAUCCCAGUAUGUAUCUCUACUCAGCUUCCUAGGAUAAUACGCCCACCAAAUUGCUAGAUAAAAGGUGCCUUGCCUUGAUCUCUGUAUACUGUACCUUCUCCUAUAUGAACCUAGAAAAAAUCUAAAACAUUAUAAAAUUGAAGCCUUGAAUCAUUUUACAAGAAACACCAUCAACACUUUGAGUGUGUCAUUUAUGAACAGUGAAACCAAUGUUAGGGGGAAAAAUAAGUUUUAGACAAUACCACAGAGAUGCCAUUGAAGUGUUGAUUAGUUAGUCAUAUGUUUUCAUAAGAUGAAAAAUAUAGGUACUCUUGGUAUGCUUAAGAAGGUAUUUGCUUCUUGCAAAUGUCAACAAGGACCAAAUUGUACCUCAGUCUGGAAAAUUCUGUGUGAGAGCCCUGUCUUGGCCUCUUGCUGUUAUCUUGAUAUUUAAAGAUAAAAAAGGAAAUUCUCCAUUCCUUUUUGCAUUGCAUUUCCAUUGCAUUUCUGGCAAUUUAUUUUAGCAUGUCGUUAUGCUGACAUCCCUAAUGGAGCCCACUGAUUAUUUCAAACUCCUAACCUGCUCAGCUGAAUAACUGAUGCAGUCUAGAUUAACUCUUUAUGCUAGUUUUCAUGUGUUCUGUUUUUGUAAGCCACAUUUAGUACACUGUUGAAGGAGGCUACUAUAAAGCUGCUACAUUCUAGAUAAUCAAACUGAUUUUUUUUUCUUUUUUUUUUUUGGAUAGGUCAGACUUCCUUGUUUGUAUUCAUAAUAAAAAACGGCAACCUAACACUUGAUGCUGGGUCUUUCUUGGAGGGAAGGGUGAGGCAAACCUGAAGCCCAAACCUACGUAUAAAGAAAAGAAUACAAAGCUACUUUAAUACUGUGAUAAAAAUACAAGAAACUGUCCCCUUGCCUGCUAGCUCUAAACGGUGGAAGGGGGGGGGAACCCAGCACCACUUUAUUGAAAGCCUUUAGAGUAAAUCUCAGUGCACCAUUCUCAACCCAUCUGGUCUGGGGCAGGGGCUGUACCAUCCAUGAGAAAACCAAGCAAGAGCAAAGCCAAUCACAUGGUAAAGUGAGCUUAUGCUGAAUCUGGGGAAUCUAUGGGAUGCAGCAGCCUUGAUGUUGUAUUAUCUACUAUGUCCCUAAAGUAUCCCCAGUCUUUCUAGAAUUAUAGGAGGAGCAAUUUGGAAUAUUUUGAAUAGGCUAAUAAAGCUGAAGGCUACAUCUUUUCUCUCUCUCUCAUCUAAAUUUCAUAGAGUUCAUGGGGAGAUAAUACAUGUGUUUGUGUCCCACACAGUCGUCUUUACUUUCCCAAGUUUAAGAGCCUGGGGAGAGAUAGGUUUGGAAAACUGGCUGAGACAUGCAAUGAGGAUCUGGCUUAUGGCCUGAUGCUACUUGAGUCUUGUUUUCAACAUUAAACUUUCAAUCCCAGCUAAUUAAAAUCUGCCAACCAGAUUUGGAGCUAGAAUUAAGGCCAGAUUUAAUUUUUGUAAGCCAUUAGUUCAUACUGGAAAUGCAACUUUUUCUUAGUUCUGUUAUUGUUUAUGUGGACUAAAUACAUAUGUGUGUUUAAUCCAAUGACUAGAUGUCCUAAAAAUAAUUUCUUCUACAAUCUGUUUAAACAUAGCAAAGGGGUCUUUAAGCUUUGGUUACUUCCAUUAAUUUUGUCUCUUUUCUCACCUGUUGCAUGGGGAAGAGGAUGGCAAGGAUGCACUGCAUGUAGUAGGUUUUGUAGAUCAAAGAACUGCUGGUCUGUAUUACUGAAUUUACAUACAUAUAUGCAAAGACUUUGUCUGCAUUGUUUGUGUUUAUUAUUUUUUGUUGUAUACACAGAUGCAACAUGUUGAAUAAAACAUUUAUAUGAAGGCAUACUGAAAAACAAACAAAAAAUUAUGUAACAAGUAGACUGUGCAAAACAUCAUUGCACUGGCCACAGUAUGGUGAAAUUUAAUGUAAAUAGGUUGGUGAACUCAAUUCUCCCCUUUUACCAUGCCAAAGAAAAUUUUAGCUCCUUAAUAUAAUACCUCUAUUGCUGUUUUCCAGGAUAGGACUUCACCAUUUUGUUCCCUCUAAAGUUAAUUUCACUGUUAAGUGAAAGCUGUUUUCAACUGUCUGUUACUACUAAAGCACUGUAUAGCAAAUCUGACAGAAUCAGUUUGUAUUUACAGAUUGAGUGUUUUGUACUUACAUGUCUAGCUGUCUGUGAAUCUACAGCAGUCCAUAUCUUUUGCAUGCUUGCUUUGUAUUUUGUUUUCCUUCUGGGUUUUAUCUAAUGUGAGAGAGAAUGUUUGCACAGCAAUCAACCCAUCUUGCCAUCUCAUAAUGCACAGAUGUGGUAACACUACACAUAGUCAUUCUCUCUGCUUUUGCUUCCUUUGCUUUUUUUAGUCACUCUCAAAUCAAUUAUUUUUAAUAUACUGUCCUUUUCAUAAAAUUUAACUUGUGUAGAGUCAGGUUGCUCCUCAAUGAACACCCCCCCCCCCCCACCACCAGAUAUAAAAUAAAAUAGUUCACUUUGACUAUAGUAUUUAUGUGAAAAAAUGCUAAGAAUUCUGACUUUUUAUACAUAUACAGGGAAACUUUUUCUCUUGGUUUGAAGCCACUCUAAGAAAUGAGGUAUGAAAGCAGCCAGUUUGGUCCAUGCAUUAAAAGUGUGUCUUGCUGUUCCAUCUGUUUAUUGGUAUAAAGCAGAAAUUAUUCAGCUCCAGUCAAAUGAAAAUGCAGGUGAAAAUAGACAUAGUAAAAAGGUUAUCUUUCUUUUAAAUGCCCCUUUGGAUAAACUCAUAUUCUGUACAGUGCAUUUUAAAAUGUCUAAUAACAGUAUUUUUUUUCGUGAUGACUAAUGCAAAUGCUAUGACUUCUUUUUAAAGAUGUAAUAAAAUCUUUGUUCUAUUACCUAGUCACAGAAAUAUUCAACAUAGCUUUCUUCAUCCCAGUAAUAAAGCGUGUUCUAUCAUUUAGCUAUGCAGUGAGAUGCCAUUCUAUAAAGAAGCAAGGGCAGUGCAUCAGAAAAGGCAGACCAGGUACAAAUCUUCAUUUAUAUGGUUCUAAAAGACGGUAUGGCCAAGGAAAAAAAGAUCAUGAGGACAUUAAUAAUUUACAAAAGCAAAUCAAUCCACAGCUGUUUUACAGAUGACAUGCCAGAAGAUGCAAUAUACAAUCGGCAUAAUUCUACAAAAUGCUGCAGGUGUUUUGUAGAAGCAUUCAGCCCACCUCUGGAUUGUGUUCUUUCUAUUGUAAGAAGAAAGCAAGGCUGUAUUAGCAUUGUUUCUAAGGUUUACCAAUCUAGCCAGUACAAAAUCCCCAUUUAUGCAGUUUGUUUUCACCACCUAUAACUAUCUUUUGCCACAGGCCUGAAAGCAAGUUUUUAAAGUCACUAGAGAUGAAGAAUCAGCCAGUAUGUUUCACUCCCUUAUGCCUCUUCCUGCUUUUACAGUUUAUGUAUCUCAGAUUCCUGUCACCAGGAAUGAAGUGUAAAAUCACAAUUUAUUAAUGUAACUAGUAUUUUCACAUGUGUGGAAUAAUAAUCUUAUUCCCUCAGGUCUCAUUUUUCUAGGGAGGAAAUGAACCACAAAACAGGUCUGCUGGGAGUCACAUCACCAGUUGCCUCAGCAUGAAAGGGGGGAAAAAUGUUCAAGCAACAUUGUAAAAAACAGAGUAAAAAAUGGAAAGGAAAAUAGAUAUUCAUUAUACUUCUAGUAGUCUUAAUAAACAUUUUAAAGUUUAUAGUGGUAACACCAUUGUGUUUGAUAAUUUACAUUUUAAUUAGCCCCUGACACUAGCUGUGUUAGAAUAUUGUAGUAUAGUUCCAUACUUACCUUAAUGAAAAAUUUAGACAGCACUUUUUGAAAUUCUAUGGCUAUGUAAUCCACCCAGUAACCAAAAUGUUGAGGUUGGGUAUUUUUUAAAAAAAUUUCUAGCUAGAAACCAGAAUUAGUUUACAUUCUUUUUAUAUAUAAAUUUAAAAGGAAAACAAAUUGCAAAGUAAAAUGCAUCAAAUAAGACGCUGAAACCCUCUAAGGAAUCUUUUUUUUUGUCUAUGAAUGUGAAUACCUGAAAUUCCAAGGCCGAUCCACAGUAUCUAUAAAUGUUUGUCAUACCAGGAAACAAGUCAAGAGUUUCUACUGCAUCUAAAUAACAGCAUUGAUUAUCUACUAUCUCCUGUUUUACAGCACUAAAUGCAAAUGGAAGGAAAUGCAGUACAACCUUGUGUCUUUCACUGUUUACAUUCUGACUCAGCAGAAGUAUGUAUAUGCCAAAAACUACUGGUUAUUAUAGGAGGAUUCAGGUCAGCGGUAUUCAUAAAUAUAAAUAAGACCAAUAAUCUGUGCUCUCCAGUCAGACGCCAGGGUUGACAAAAAGCAUAUAUGUUAAAAUAUAUGAAAGUAUUCUUGGUAAGCUCUACACAGUUUAAGAGUUAUAAGUACAAAAUACAAACUAUAAUUUCAAAAUGGGUUUCUUUUAAGUUUCUUUAUACUGUAUCAAUACAUUUUAGAACUCUGCUUGAUAUUUUGGUUAUCUAAAAAGAGUGCAACUAGCAGCCUUGGGAUAUAUGCAUCUCAUUAUUUAUGUGCAUAACUCCUGUACAAGUUAUGCAUAGACAUUUGGUGGUUAUACUAUGUCUCCCUGAGAACAUGGGUUUCACAAGCUUCAUUUUUAGAAAGAAAGAAUUCAGUUAAGAAAAGAUCAGGUAAGGUAAAGAGCAAGCUACAUGGGAAGGCGGAAUAAUAAAAGUGAUUAUUCAAAACAAUUCAUAAAUUCAUUUACAUUUUUUUGCAUUCUAAUUAUUACAUGUUCUGUACCAUUGUAUUUUCCUAUUUCAAAAGCAUCCUUUCUAAAAGAAAACAAAUUUCUAGACUAAUAAUGGAAAUACCUUUUUCAGUUGAUAUAUAGUUUCCUUAUUUCUGAGUCGUGUACCUCUUUAAAAACCUGGACCUUGGCACCUAAACCACAAUAUUACAGUUUGAUAUUAACAGGAAGUAUUUUCCAAUCAUUUAAGCAAUUUCUUGAUUGAGCAUAAUUUCACAAAAUGUAAUCACUUUUGAAAUAAGAUGUAUGUAUUUUUUUGCUCUAAAGAAUUAAAGGGCUGCCAAAUCUACAUGUAUAAAAAAAAAAGAGACUCAUAUGUAAAUAAGUUAGGGAAGUCCCAAUAGUUGUGCAUCGUUCAUAACUCAAUGUGAAUUUCACACUGAGCAGCAUUUCACCAUUGGAAAACAAAAAUAAAAUUUUUGUUCAUACCA